CUGCCAGCGCCCCGUGUGAAGGCGGAAGUGUUUGGACCAACUGGACUAAGCACCAUGAGACCUCUGGCUGUGACCACCUGGGUGCUGCUCUGCGCCCCCCUGCUCCUCUCAGCAGGAAACCGGUCGGGCAGAAACUCCCUCCCUCAGGGCUGGGAGCAGCCGUUUCUGAGAAGUCACAUGACUCUCAGUAGCUUCCUGAAACGAGGUGAAAAGCUGUUUCCAGUCUCUGUAAGGUGGGCGCUGAGCCUCACCCAGCAGGCAGAACUGCCCCCCCUGCUGGCAGAACUGCUCCUGUGGGCUGUGGGCAGCCGUUUCUCAGAAAUCACGUGCUGUGAGGAGGACGGCAGCUCUGCUGGAUGGACUGUGAGGAGGAACACCAGCAGAGGAACCAGCACCCAGUGUGGAGCAGACUGGGGGAGACUGACCGGUUCCGUCUGUAGGAUCAGUGGUCUCUUUGAAAGUGACAGUGGUGCUUACUGGUGUGAGUCGGGCGGGGGGGCGGCCGGUCCCAGCGCCCCCCUCACUGUCUCUGGUGGACCAGUGAUCCUGCAGAGUCCUGUCCUCCCUGUGAUGGAGGGGGGGGACCUCACUCUGAGCUGUACAGCACGGGUCCCCCCCUCCAGCCCCACAGCAGCUUUAUUCUAUAAAGAUGGCUACCUCAUCAGGACGGAGCCUACAGGUCACAUGACCCUCCAACCUGUUAUCAGGUCUGAUGAAGGCCUCUACAGCUGCUCCAUCGGGGGGGACAGGUCCCCCUCCAGCCGGGUCCGGGUCACAGCUCCGCCCACCUCUGAAGCCCCGCCCACCUCUGAAGCCUCCUCCCCCGCCCACUUUGGGCUCAUGCUGCUCCUCCGCCUGCUGGUGUUCUGCCCCUACUUCAUCUCCACCCUCCUGCUGGUGUCUGUGUACCGACUCAGAGCCAAAGGAAGUAAACAGCCCGUCUCCGUGGCGACGGCCCCGCCCCUCCAGGCUGAGCCGGGAUUGGACGAUGACUACGAUGACGUCACCACAGAGCAUCACUUCUGA
Menidia menidia (Atlantic silverside) is the source of this 1026-nucleotide messenger RNA. The record is from the annotation of a GenBank genome assembly. Lineage: Eukaryota; Metazoa; Chordata; Actinopteri; Atheriniformes; Atherinopsidae.